CGAGUAACUGAGUAACAUGGCUGCCAUUCUGUUGAAAAGUCUACACUCUUUGGAAGCGCUGGACGAGCCGACUGCCAAGUGGAACGUUCCCCUGAACGACGGCAACCAUGUGAUAGAAUUCGAGCACGGCACAGCGACAGGUCGUCGACUGGUCAAAGUGGACGGCAAAGAGUUGGUUCACAGAGAUUGGAUGUUUCAUCUCGUCGGUGACGAGGUCUUCACGUUCAACGACAACAAGUUUGUGAUCAGAGUCGACCCAAUUCCAGGUUUAAAAUAUUCUUACACCCUGUGGGUGAAUGGGAAAAGUUACAAAAACUUUGUUCAGACACAAUCGAAGAUACUGGAGACCUGGCUGGCUAAUGUUGGAGACCAAGAAUACAGAAUAGUGUUGGAUAAACAAUCUCAGAAUGUUUGGGUGAACGGCGAAGAAAUCGACACCGAAAAUGAUUUCACCGACGACGGCGCGGAGAUAAUUUUCGCAGUAGGGGAACUACCAGCCUCGAUUCGGUCGCAGACUUCGGGGAAAAAGGAAAUUGGAAUAACACACACUUUGUUCAUCGACGGAGUAGAAAUUGGAAAGGAAUCACUGCUAGACGAAUCCGAGGAAUCGCAGUAG
Nomia melanderi (Alkali bee) is the source of this 616-nucleotide messenger RNA. Its product is annotated as fas apoptotic inhibitory molecule 1. Lineage: Eukaryota; Metazoa; Arthropoda; Insecta; Hymenoptera; Halictidae. Gene Ontology annotation, biological process: negative regulation of extrinsic apoptotic signaling pathway via death domain receptors. The record is from RefSeq and is a predicted model, not a curated record.